AUACAUCUUGUCCAUGAUACGCUUCUGUCGACGUAGUUGUCACAACAUCUGGGCGAAGAACUUACCGAAGCAAGCCGAAUCUGGGACACUUCGCAAUCAUCAAAACCCGCUGGCUCCCGUCAUUCAGUGGAUGGCUAAAAUAAUCCACGGUCUCUAGGGCAGCUCGGUCAAUCGCCAGAAAUUACCGCCAGGAUGCAACGUUUCGCCUCCUCUCCGUCCACCUCGGCGUCCUCCUCGGGGGUCUCGGUCUCCGCCGAGGCCACGGAGGAGGAGCCUGCUCAUAAAUGGGCGUGCCCGACGUGCACCUACGACAACUGGGACUCAUCCCAACGGUGCACGAUGUGUCGCUCCGCCAAGUCCUCUCUGAGUCGGAUCCCCAUUCAUGGGCCCACUCAUGGGGAUGAAGCUCGAUCUUCUAGUCCUCUUCUCUCUACAAUCGAGCAGCACCCGCACAUCAUCUGUGAUCCCAACAAGCACGUGUCCGCCAAAUGGGCCUGCCACAUGUGCACCUAUCUCAACUGGCCCAGUUCGGGCAAGUGCGUCCAGUGCCUUACUCUCCGGAAGCGGGUUUCACCAGCCAAUUCCGUGGGAGCCAUCGCGGCUGCCGUCAGUGCCGCCGCUACCACCGCUCAUGUUUCCCCUCGGUCCUCACCGCCUAGUUCGCUCCUGGGCGGGUGUCCGAUCCCGGCUAUUCCGUCGACCUCGGGUCUGGGUGGGGCGUUCGAGAACCAACUCCGCAUCAAGUCCAACGAUUCCAACAACGAGAGAAACAAGCGGAUCCUCACUCCUUCGUCGAGCUCGGCGUACUCGAACAACCAACACAAUCUUCUAGCUCAGAGCCCACCGCCCCAGGGGUGCGCUCCCACCUCGCCCUGUUUGAGCAAUUCGUCCCGCAUCAAGUGGUCGUGCUCUGUGUGUACUUACGAGAACUGGUCGCGCUCACGGGCUUGCGUCAUCUGCGGCUCCAAGCAGCCGCCUUAUCAUACCCAACUUCAGAUGUCUUCCAAUCGUGACACGCCUUCGCCACCGGCUGCGGCCGCCCUUUCCAACACUCUAGAGCAUUCGGAUCACGUUCAACUGACGCAUCAGCAACAACAGCAAUUGAGGUCCUUAUCACCAUGUAUUGAAGCCUCGUCCACGGACAAUAAGAGCAAUAACUACGACUACGAGCGGCGAAUUCGGCAAUUACGACGCCGCAUGCGAGAGGCGGAUUGGUCUUGGUUGACUGCCUGCAUGGGUGUGGUAGAGGGCGACGCCAACCCUGUCGAAGCUUAUAUCAAUGGAGGCGGGGAUCCUACCCGGAAGCUAUGCAAGCCGGAGGUGGUGUUAUUGAACCGACCCUCGGUCUAUGAAACGGGUCAUACGCUCAUUCACUUGGCCAUCAGAUUCCAUCGAGAGCACAUUCUGGCCAAGUUACUGGCCAAAAUCGAAGGCGUCGGUUCCCGGGAGGAUAUCAAAUGUGUUCCCUCUUACGUGGCUCCGGAUUUGGCCUCGGUCAUUCGUCGCCACAUUGCCCAGAAUCUCCGACAAAGGAAAGGCCAUUUCAAUUGCCAUUACAUUGCCGAAUGGGCCUCGUACACUCUCCCGCCAGAAAUCGACGAUCUGCCUCCAGCCACCCAAGAACAGCUUUACUCAGAACUCUUGGAUCGAGAUGCUCAGAAAGAGCUCGAAGAGGAAAGCUACAUUAUUAAUUGGAGUGACGAGGUUCGAACCCGACUCCAUUCCAGGCUGUAUUCGUUGUGGAAUCGAUCGGCAGGCGAUUGUCUUCUGGAUUCCGUUUUGCAAGCCACUUGGGGCGUAUUCGAUCGAGACAAUGUCCUCAGAAAGGCCAUGAGUGAUAGUCUGCAUCAAGCUGGACACAUAUUCUACUCUCGUUGGCGUGAAUGGGAGAUCCAGCAAGCUUUGGAACUGGACUUCUCCCUCCAUGAAUCCCAAUUGACCGACGAUUGGGCCGGACUUCUGAGUCAGGCCUCGCAGCCCGGGGCCUCAUUGGAACAAAUCCAUGUGUUCUGCUUGGCUCACGUCCUCCGGAGACCCAUCAUUGUUUACGGGGUGAAAUACGUAAAGAGCUGGAAAGGAGAGAACCUCGGUUAUGCCAGAUUCGAAGGCGUGUAUCUGCCCCUCUUGUGGGAGGCUUCGUUCUGCUCACGAUCGCCCAUUGCUUUGGGUUACACUCGCGGGCAUUUCUCGGCCCUCAUUCCGCCCGAGCCGAGUUCGUGUGUGUCUCAUCCGGGAGCUGCGGCCUCGUCCUCCACCGACGAUGUGAAGGCCUGUUUCCUGCCUCUGAUGACUUACGAUCGUAAAGUGCUGCCGGUCCAUUUUCUGAAUGAGUCCGAAUUGGGCAAGGAGGAAAUGAUUCUCAGACAAUGGUUGGACGUGGCUGUCACGGACUCGGGGCUUUGGGUGGCUCAGCAGAAGAUAGCCAAACCGCCUCUUUUGGUGGCACAAAUGACCGAAGAGUGGCUCAACCAUUACCGAAAGAUUGCGCAAAGCUCCAUCGCUCCGUUAUACAACCCGCGGUCCAGUGGUAAUAUGAACGGUUCCACAGGAGUAGGACCAAACAACGCCAGUCCAAGCUUCUGCCUCACUUCGCCCAAUCACGCCACUUCCAACCUCAACAAUCCCUCGCCAGCCUCUCAGGGCUCCAAUGCCAACAUGGGGUCCACCGUUUCCAGUUCGGGCUCUUCGUCCGCCGCCUUGAACAAUAAUCAUAACAAUAACAACCACGGUGGCUUGAGUGGUGGACCGACCUCGUUGGGAGUGGGCGGAGGAGUGUGCGGUGGUGGAGGCGGAUACUCCAGUGAGGGAGAAUCUGACGAGGAGUGAUAGCCGAACCUCAUCGCUUGGCUUACCGGCCUUUUACGUUUGUCUGAUUGCAUUCAUCAUCAUAGUCAGGCUCGCUGACAAUCACAGCUCGUCAUCAACGCUUUAGGUUGUCUGUGGAGCAGGUGAAUGGAGAGAGGAACAGAAGGCCUUUGUUUGAAUGAUUAUGGAGUUCCCGUUUGAUAUGAACGAACCGUUGGUUUUAGGACAUCCUCUGCACUCUUUGAACAGAUUCAGCACCCCAAUCAUGUAAAGCCCUAGUUGUUCACCAAACAGAGAAAGAGAGAAAGAGUAUUUUAUGGUCGUAGUUCACACGCCCCUAUUAGUAUAAUUGUGGUUGUCAAAUGGCCAUCCGUUGUCGAGAAAAUUAAAAAGAGAAUAAUUAUUUUUGGCUGGAAUGCCAAUGUGCAGCCCAGUCCCCCCUCCCCCCCAAUAUGUUUCUGAUGUUGUAGUACAUUGAGCGUCAUUCUUUGUUCAAUGUCAACUAACCCUCAUGAUCCGAGAUUCGAUCGGAGAUUGCCAUAACCUUGCACAGUGUAGUAAAAAUCGACCUGGCCCUGCUUUCGCCCUUACGUAUAAUACACCCUUUCAAACCCUCAUAUAUCACGCCAUCAAACACAUCUUUGUAUGUAGAUUCCUUUUCAAAUAUUUGGAAGCAUGGAGUGUCAAGUUUGGGCCGGGAAGAAAUGGCUGAUGGAAAAAUAAUCAUGGCCAAGUAUGCGGUGUAAUGAUAAUAAUUGCCUGCUGGUACGGAACAACAGUAUAUCGUCGUUGUCGCUCUUUUGUCGGUUGGUUUUUUUGUCAACCCUAAUGGAAAGCAACCCGAAGAAUGAAACGAAGUGGAAUAUGGUUUAUUUUCAACAUUGUGAAAGGAGCUUUGAAAUCAGAGAUUUACAAAAUACACAGUUCUACUUCAA
This is a messenger RNA of Tigriopus californicus, 3740 nucleotides long. RefSeq names its product ubiquitin thioesterase zranb1-like (gene trbd). Gene Ontology annotation, molecular function: cysteine-type deubiquitinase activity; K63-linked polyubiquitin modification-dependent protein binding. Gene Ontology annotation, biological process: cytoskeleton organization; protein K33-linked deubiquitination; cell migration. Lineage: Eukaryota; Metazoa; Arthropoda; Copepoda; Harpacticoida; Harpacticidae. The record is from RefSeq and is a predicted model, not a curated record. Gene Ontology annotation, cellular component: cytoplasm; nucleus.